Molecule: messenger RNA, 1311 nt
Organism: Photinus pyralis (common eastern firefly)
Lineage: Eukaryota; Metazoa; Arthropoda; Insecta; Coleoptera; Lampyridae
Product: minor histocompatibility antigen H13
Exons: 5
Coding region: 74-1192 (372 amino acids)
Biological process (GO): membrane protein proteolysis
Cellular component (GO): cytoplasmic side of endoplasmic reticulum membrane; membrane; lumenal side of endoplasmic reticulum membrane
Molecular function (GO): aspartic endopeptidase activity, intramembrane cleaving
Source: RefSeq, a predicted model, not a curated record
CGUCAUCGUAAUCACGCAACCACAAGUUCUCGUUUGCGUCUCUCUUUCCCUUUUGGUUAGUUUAGUUGGAAAUAUGGCGUACGGUAGUGUUGUCAACUUUAUCGUCGCGCAAGCUGCCGAAAAUGUGAGCGAAACGGCAGCAAAUGCCACCACAAAACCUCCAAGUACCCCCGAGGGUAUCGCUGUAGCGUAUGGAAGUCUCGUAAUAAUGGCUCUCUUGCCCAUAUUUUUUGGAUCAUACCGUUCAGCUUGUGUCCAUAAGGAACAGAAACACGAAACGAUGACAACAAGGGACGCUGCGAUGUUCCCAAUAAUGGCUUCGAUCGCAUUAUUCGGUCUAUACAUAAUAUUCAAGCUAUUCUCUAAGGAACACAUUAAUUUAUUAUUGACGGGGUACUUCUUUUUCUUAGGCGUUUUGGCACUAACGCAAGUACUUAGCCCAAUUGUAAGCAAAUUAGUACCCGCAGCCGUUCCCAACAUAAAGUAUCACAUUUUAUUUACACAAGGAGAGGACGAUAACAAACAAGACAUUAUUAAUUACAAAUUUACCUCGCACGAUAUUGUUGCACUUAUUUGUUGUCUAGGAGUCGGAGCGUGGUAUUUGAUCCAAAAACAUUGGGUGGCAAACAACUUGUUUGGUUUGGCAUUUGCCGUAAACGCGGUGGAGCUCCUACGACUAAAUAACGUUGUGACUGGCUGUAUUCUUCUUUCUGGACUCUUUAUAUAUGACAUAUUCUGGGUGUUUGGGACAGAUGUGAUGGUCACUGUUGCUAAGAGUUUCGAAGCGCCUAUUAAAUUGGUAUUUCCACAAGAUUUGCUGACACACGGGUUCGCUGCAAAUAAUUUCGCCAUGCUAGGCUUAGGAGACAUCGUGGUUCCUGGAAUUUUUAUUGCGCUACUUUUAAGAUUCGAUCAUAGUCUAAACAGGCAAUCCAAACUGUACUUCCAUGCAACCUUCGUUGCAUAUUUCUUGGGGUUGAUGACUACUAUUCUCGUCAUGCAUGUAUUUAAACAUGCUCAACCAGCCUUACUUUACUUAGUCCCAGCGUGUCUGGGUACUCCGUUAGCUGUAGCAUUAGUAAAAGGAGAUUUGACUGCGCUUUUCAAAUACGAGGACAGUAGUAAUGAAGAAGAAGAAUCGAAGAAAGAUGAAAAACAAACUAAACCGGCUGAAUCCAAAAAAGUUAAAUAGACUUCCUAUACUUGAAAUCUUCCUCAAAUUAUUAUAUGAUUAAAUCAUAAUUACCUAUAUCUCGCACAAUGUACAUUAUUUUGUUAUGAUUGAUUUUUAAAAUAUAUACAAGAACCCUG